AUGAGUGUAAGUGAAGAUAUUGAAAUGAAUAGUGCGAUGAGUACUGAACCGAAGACAAUCGUCGAAUGGACUGAUGAGACUAGUGAAAUUGAACCAACUGCUGAAGAAUUAAUAACAUUAGAACAUAUUUCUGAUGGAAUACCGUUAGCAGCCUGGUUAAUUGUCAUCUGUGAAUUGUGUGAACGUUUCGCUUUCUAUGGUCUUUCUGGUCCUUUUCAAAAUUAUAUACAAUUUCCACCAGCCCCUCCAGGUGCUCCACAACCAGGUGCUCUUGGUCGUGGACAGCAGGCUGCUACUGCAUUGACAACAUUCUUUCAAUUUUUUGCUUAUCUUACACCGAUUGCUGGUGCUAUUAUAGCCGAUCAAUUUUGGGGCAAAUACAAAAUGAUUCUCGUAGCAUGUGUCAUCUAUAUGUUUGGUCUUUUAGUCUUAGUCUUAAGUAGUAUACCACCAUCUCUUGAUGCAGAUAUCGCUUUUCCAGGUUUAAUCGUGGCUAUGGUUAUUAUUGGUCUUGGUACUGGCGGUGUAAAGAGUAAUGUAAGUCCACUAAUGGCUGAACAAUAUACUAGAACAAAAGCAGUUGUAAGAGAAAUCAAUGGUAAAAAGAAAAUCAUCGAUCCAAAAGUAACGGUUCAAUCUAUGUUUAAUUGGUUUUAUUGGGCUAUCAAUAUCGGUGCACUAUCAUCGAUCGCUACUACGAAUAUAGAAAAGUAUGUUUCAUUCUGGCUUGCAUAUCUUAUACCUUUGGUUGUAUUCACUGGUGCGAUUAUCGUCUUAGUGGCAGGUCGAAGCCGAUAUAUUCGUGCACCUCCGACUGGUUCAUUACUUCUUCGUGCUGCUCGUGUUAUAAUCAAAGCUAUUCGAAUGCGAUCUAAAUUAGGUAAACAAGCCAAUCGCUCACAUCUUUUUGAUUAUGCUAAAGAAUUUCCAUCAUCAACUGAUCAAGAUGAACAAAAGACAAUGGCACAAAUAAAUCAAAACCAAUUCAUUGAUGAUCUUAAAAAAGCAACAAGUGCUUGUCGUGUCUUUAUUUUCUAUCCUUUCUAUUGGGUCUGUUAUAAUCAAUUGGGAACUAAUUUAGUAUCACAAGCUGCACAAAUGGAUGUUGGUCCUUUACCUAAUGAUGUCUUACAAAAUAUUGAUCCACUCGUUUUGAUUAUAGCUAUUCCAAUCUUCGACAGAUUUAUCUAUCCUACUUUACGACGAUUAAAAAUUAAUUUUUCGUCGAUUUUUCGUAUAACUGCUGGUUUUUUUUGUGUUUCCAUUGCCAUGGCAUGGUCAGCAGUUGUUCAAGAUCGAAUCUAUUCUACUGGACCAAACUACAACUAUCCUAACGGAACUUUGGACAUUCCACAAAAGUACAAUGAUAUCGUUGUCGCUUGGCAAAUUCCAACAUAUUUUUUCAUUGCUCUCUCUGAAAUCUUCGCAUCUAUUACUGGUCUCGAGUAUGCAUUCACACAAGCACCAAGUUCAAUGAAAUCUAUUGUCAUGUCACUUUUUCUUGUCACAUCAGCAUUUGGAAGUGCUCUAAAUUUUACGCUUAUACCAGUGACAGUUAAUCCGAAACUUCUGUGGAUGUACGCAUCAUUAUCAAUUAUGUCAUCUAUCGUUGGAAUUAUAUUUUUUCUUGUUUUCCGAAAUGAACAGAAUGUACGUGUAGUGCCAGUAUCUAAUGAAUAA
Molecule: messenger RNA, 1680 nt
Organism: Adineta steineri
Lineage: Eukaryota; Metazoa; Rotifera; Eurotatoria; Adinetida; Adinetidae
Source: the annotation of a GenBank genome assembly